CUCUAGAAAUGUCAAGUGUCGAGUUUCGAUAAAAGUGUUCAAUUCUUUAAAUUACUGAGUAUAAACGUUGCGAGAACUUCAGAAGAUUUUAAAUAUCAUGAGAACGUGAUAAAUAUCAUUUUAUAAUAAAUGAAAAUGGGCGAGACGUCUGAAACACAAAAUAAAGAUAUUGGUCCUGGUGUAAUAACAGAGCAAGAACGUCAGUUGGCUCAAAAUGCAUUAUCUGAAUUUCAAAAAGGAGUUUAUGCUAGUUGCUUGUCAUAUCUAAAUAAGCUAGAAACCCUUAGACCAAAAGAUCUGAAAGUAAUGCACAAUAAAGUUGUAGUAGAAUGUUAUAAAAAUGAAUUGAAAAAAACAGAAUUGUUAAGAAAAGGUUUAAAUGCAAUAUGUGGACAAAUGUCUAUAACUGACUCAACUGAAACCAUAGAUGAUAUUGAGAAAUGUGUUAUGAGGUAUAACCAAGCAGUUUUAUUAUAUCAUACAAAACAAUAUAAUGUUGCACUACAAAUCAUGAAUAGGUUAUUUGCUUUUAUAGAACCAAUGGAGGAAUCACUAGCACAUAAAGUAUGCCUCCUUCUAAUAGAAUUACAUAUAGUAACGGAGCAACCAGAUGCAGCAUUGUCUUUGAUUAAUUACAUAGAAAGUCAACUUAUAUCUACAGAUAAUUCUAAAAUUACAUCUGUUGAUAAAGAUGGUAUAAUAAAAUCCAUAAAAGAACAGAAGGAACCCAGAAAAGAAAUGGACACAGCUACAGAUGCAUUUAAAAUAAAAUUAUUAAAAUGUAAAGCUAGAAUAUAUCUUAUGAUGCACCAGUUGAAGCUAUGCAAAAGAGAAUGGAAAACUUUAGUUUCUUUGGGUACACCUGUAAAUAUAUCAACUGUAUUUUUAAAAGCUAAUCUUGAAUAUUUAAGGGGAAAUUAUAAAAAAGCUAUUAAGUUAUUAAAUUCUGUAACAUCAGAGAAUUUAGAUUUCAAAACUUAUGGAGAAUCUUCUGCUGUUUUAUAUUACAAUAACAUGGCAUGUUUACAUCUUGCUAUGGGUAAACCAAAUUUAGCUUGUUUCUAUUUAAGGAAAGCUUUACAUGAAAAUAAAUGUGCAUUGGAAAGUGUACAAAUAAAAGAAAGUGAUCCUUUAUCUUCACAACCAUUGUACACACUUGGUGGGAAUAGGCAUUAUGAAUUAAUGUAUAGUUUAGGUGUGUCACUGUUACAUGCAGGUCAAGCAUCAGUUGCUUUUGAUUGUUUUAUGGAAGCUGCUCAAAAACUUCAUAAUAAUCCUAAACUUUGGUUAAGAAUUGCUGAAUGUUGUAUUUAUUGCCAUAAACCAACAAAUGAAGUUGAUUUUAAUAUUCCAAAACGGAGAAAGGACUUAGUACAAAAAGUUGUUGGUUCUGGAAUUUAUAGAAAAAUUAUUUUAGCUUCCUCUCUUUCCAAAGAUAUAAAAUAUCAUCCUGAAGGUUUUCCUUCUGCUAUACCACAAUUAACUUUGGAAUUUGCAUCUCUUUGUUUAAAAAAUGCAUUAUUCUUAUUACCAAAUAAUAAUGAACUUAAUGUACCAAUGGCAACAAUUGCUGGUUCACAAACAGUCCCAUUAUCAUUAACAGCCAGUCAUAAUCUAGGUACCCAACAUUCGCCCUUAAUGUCACAAGCUACAGCCGUUGAAGCGUUAAAUUUAAAAAUAAGUGUUCUAGCUGCAAGUGCUUAUGUUUGCUUAUGUCUUGGUGAUUACGUUAUUGCACUUGAACAUGCUAAAGCAUUGCUGAAUAUUAAUAAACUACCUGGGGCGUAUAGAAUGCUCGGAAAUCUUUAUGCCGCGGAAAGUUUGAUAUUUAUGGAUAAAAUUAAUGAAGCAAUUGAAUAUCUUAAACCAGAAAAUAUUCCAGAUCUAAAUACUUUUGUACCUAUUCCCGAAACUCAGGAUAAAGACAAAGAAAAAUCUGAUGAGGUUAUUUCGAAACCGAUAAAAAUGUGGUAUCCAACAACAGUCCCUACGGGUAUUGCUGUACUCCGUUACAAUUUAGCUGUAGCUUAUGCAAUUCGUGGUGAACUCGAUAAAUCUGGAGAAACAUUAAAACAGGUAGUUUAA
Molecule: messenger RNA, 2085 nt
Organism: Habropoda laboriosa
Lineage: Eukaryota; Metazoa; Arthropoda; Insecta; Hymenoptera; Apidae
Gene: Not10
Product: CCR4-NOT transcription complex subunit 10
Exons: 8
Coding region: 130-2085 (651 amino acids)
Biological process (GO): mRNA catabolic process; negative regulation of translation
Cellular component (GO): CCR4-NOT complex
Molecular function (GO): protein binding
Source: RefSeq, a predicted model, not a curated record